Molecule: messenger RNA, 3310 nt
Organism: Pristis pectinata (smalltooth sawfish)
Lineage: Eukaryota; Metazoa; Chordata; Chondrichthyes; Rhinopristiformes; Pristidae
Exons: 12
Coding region: 1-3159 (1052 amino acids)
Molecular function (GO): zinc ion binding; protein binding
Source: RefSeq, a predicted model, not a curated record
AUGGCUUUGAAACACCAGGUCGAGAGUUGGACCGAGGAGACAAUUUGUCCCAUUUGCUUGGAUUUCUUCACGGACCCGGUGUCACUGGAGUGCGGACACAACUUCUGCCGUUCCUGUAUCACACGGUGCUGGGGAAAGGAGGCGAGGAUCGCCUGCCCGGAAUGUAGAGCGGAGUUUCAGGAAAUCACCCUUAAAGUGAAUCGGGCCUUAAUGAGACUGGCAGAGAAAGCUCGAAAACUGAACCUGAACCCGACAGAGAAGGAAAGUAAACUUCACUGCGAGGAACAUCAGGAAGAACUGAAGCUGUUUUGUGAAACGGACAAGAAACUGAUCUGUGUGAUUUGCAGAGAUGCGCGGGAACACAAGUCUCACAACUUUACGCCGAUUAAAGAAGCUGUUGAAGCAUACAAGCACCAGGUGAAAUCUUCCCUCACAUCGCUCACCGAGAGGCAACUGGCAAUUCUCAAAAUGGAACAACAACAGAAACAGAAGAUUUUUGAGAUCCAGGAUCAGUCACGCAGUCUGGAGUCCCACAUAUCAGCCGAGUUCAGUAAAAUGCACCAGAGUCUCACUGAGAAAGAGCAGCGUUUAAUCAGAGAUCUCAGAAAACAGGAGGAACUAAGUGUAGAUCUAAUGGAGAGAAAUCUUCGGGAGAUUCAGACGAAUUUAACUUCCAUUGAGGAAGAACUCUCAAUGUUGCAGAAACAGAUGGAGCAGAAAGAUGGAAUGAUAUUUCUGAAGGAAGAAUCUUGUCGGAAGAGGAGGGUUGGAGAUGACCAGAUACUUACAGUCAAGGAUGGAGCUCUAACGAUGGAAGAAUUCGCAGGACCUUUACCUUUCCCAGUGUGGAAGGAAAUGUUCGAUGACAUUCAUCCUGUCUCUGUGACCCUGGAUGUGGGAACGGCGGGUCCGGGGCUCGAGGUGUCUGAGGAUCGGAGGAGUGUGAGACGGACCCGAACCCGGACAGAGCUCCCUGACACGAGGAAAAGGUUUACGCUCUGCCCUUGUGUGCUGGGAUCGGAGGGAUUCGCAUCAGGGAGACAUUACUGGGAGGUGAAGGUGGCGCAGAAUAAGGGCUGGGGUCUGGGAGUCGCCGCAGAAUCUGUGAAGAGGGAGGGAUGGGUCGAACUAAGACCGGAGACUGGAUUCUGGAUCAUCGGGCGGGUUGGUGACGAGUUGAAUGCAUUAACCUCCCCUCCAUUCCGUCUCCCUGCCGGUCCCAUCCCCGGGAGGGUGGGAGUUUAUCUCAGUUACGAGUCCGGGACAGCUUCAUUUUACUGCGUCGACACCAAGUCCCAUCUCCACACCUUCACUGGGAAUAAAUUUACGGAUAAAAUUUAUCCUUUCUUCGAGACUUGGGAUGAAAACCAGUCGCUGAGAAUCUGCUCCUGUUCCGCUCCGGAUCUGUUAAAGGGUCGGGUCCCUGGACCGGCGUCAGGAGCGGGGCACCGGGGCUGUGGGGCAGAAACCUCCUUGACAACAGGCUUGUUUCAUGUCAAUGGGACCCGACCCCAUGGGAGAUUCGUUGACAUGUGCCAGAGAACCUUUCACCCUCCACUGUGGCAGCGGAUGGAUCGUGCUCACUGGACAUUCCCGGAAACUGCAGGGGUUCAGCAGUUCCCCGAAAGUGAAAGCAUUUUGGACCAGGAAGUGCUGGGAGUGAACAUGGCUUCGAAACACCAGGUCGACAGUUGGACCCAGGAGGCAAUUUGUCCCAUCUGCCUGGAGUUCUUUACCGAUCCGGUGUCACUGGAGUGUGGACACAACUUCUGCCGCCCCUGUAUCACACGGUGCUGGGAAAAGGAGGUGAGAAACUCCUGCCCGGAGUGUAGAGAGGAGUUUCAGGAAAUACUCCUCAGAGUGAAUCGGGCCUUAGCGAGACUGGCAGAGAAAGCUCGAAAACUGAAACUGAUUCCGAUAGAGAAGGAAAGUAAACUUCACUGCGAGGAACAUCAGGAAGAACUGAAGCUGUUUUGUGAAACUGACAAGAAACUGAUCUGUGUGAUUUGCAGAGAUUCGCGGGAACACAAGUCUCAUAAAUUUCUGCCGAUUAAGGAAGCUGUUGAAAUCCACAAGGAACAGGUGAAAUCUUCCCUCACGUCGCUCACUGAGAGGAAAUUGGCAAAUCUCAAAAUGGAACAACAACAGAAACAGAAGAUUUCUGAGAUUCGGGAUCAGUCACGCGGUCUGGAGUCCCAUAUCUCAUCCGAGUUCACUGAAAUACACGAAAAUCUCACGGAGAAAGAGCAGCGUUUAAUUAGAGAUCUCAGAAAACAAGAGGAAAGGGUUGUAGAUCUAAUGGAGAGAAAUCUUCGGGAGAUUCAGAGGAAUUUAACUUCCAUUCAGGAGGAACACUCAACGUUGCAGAAACAGAUGGAGCAGAAAGAUGGAGCGAUAUUUCUGAAGGAAGAAUCCUGUCGGAAGAGGAGGAUUGGAGAUGACCAGACACUUACAGUUAGGGAAGGGGCUCUGAUGAUGGAAGAAUUCGCUGGGCCUUUACCUUUCCCAGUGUGGAGGGAAAUGCUAGAUGACAUUCAUCCUGUCUCUGUGACCCUGGAUGUGGGAACGGCGAAUCCGUGGCUCGAGGUGUCUGAGGAUCGGAAGUGUGUGAGAUUGACCGGGACCCGGAGGGAUCUCCCUGACACCAGAAAGAGGUUCACAUUCUGGUCCUGUGUGCUGGGAUCAGAGGGAUUCACAUCAGGGAGACAUUACUGGGAGGUGGAGGUGGCGGGGAGUCGAGGCUGGUGUCUGGGAGUCGCCGCAGAGUCUGUGGAGAGAAAGAGGGAGUCCCAACUGACACUGGAGAACGGGGUCUGGACCAUCGGUCGGUGGGGUAACGAGCUUUAUGUCCUCACCUCUCCUCGAUCCCGUCUCCCCGCCGGUCCCAUCCCCGGGAGGGUGGGAGUUUAUGUCAGUUACGAGACCGGGACAGUUUCAUUUUACAGCGUGGACACCAAGUCCCAUCUCCACACCUUCACUGGGAAUAAAUUCAUGGAGAAACUUUAUCCUUUCUUCGUGACGUGGGAUGAAAACCAGUGGCUGAGAAUCUGCUCCAGUUCCACUCCGGGUCUGCAAAACGUUCGGGUCCCGGGACCGGCAUCAAAAGCGGACCUCAGGGGCUGUGGGGCAGUAACCCCGUUGACAACAGGUUGGCGCUGAACGGGUCCCAUUUAAUCCCCAAAUUCCACAUCGUAAAACCCAAAUGAGCCGGGAAAUAUAAACGGUGAAGAUUUAAAUGUGGGGAAAGUGAAAUAAAAAGGAAUUGAUACUCGAACUGUCGAUCCAUUAAUUUUAACGCGUUAACUGCAUC